Molecule: messenger RNA, 1427 nt
Organism: Bursaphelenchus okinawaensis
Lineage: Eukaryota; Metazoa; Nematoda; Chromadorea; Rhabditida; Aphelenchoididae
Source: the annotation of a GenBank genome assembly
AUGGCGUUACUUUGUAGUUAUGGUAACGGCCCAACUGGGACAAGGCAGGAAGUACAGGACCUCCAAUUAGCACGAAGAGGCUCUCAGUAUAAUACUAUUAAAACAAAAAGAACUCGUGCCUCAGGCGGCGACGGUAGAACAAAGCUGGCUACGAACGGUCAGAACGACGGUGCCGAGGACGCGAAGCACGCCAGACAUCACCACAACCUUCAGGUACGGUUUUCUGGUGUUUUAUGAAUUUGGUCAAAAAGUACAUAGAACUUUUAUUAUUUUUUUACUGUCUGCUUAUUUUUCCCCGCCUUUACGUGACUUUUAAUAUGUUAUUGUAGGUAAUGCUAUUUUUUGGUUGUCAUGAUACAGUAAAGGGAGUUCCAAUAUAUAACGUAUUAUAAACUUUAUGAAUUACUACAAAUCCUUAAAAUUGAAGCCGAUUUCAGGAUAAACAAGGAAAGACAUUGCUGAUACACAAUUGCAUCAAAGGCUCUUUCAGCACGGUCGAAGAGCUAGCGGCCGAUCCUAACAUCGACCCAAAUAUCCCUGACAAUGAAGGAAACACAGCUCUCAUCCAUGCUGCCGCUGCAGGUAAGUAGUGCAACAGUUUUGAUUAAAAAUGGAUACAAUCUUUUGUUUUUUAUUGAAAUUGAAGAGAAUAUCAAUAUAAACUAACAGAACUGUGUUUUAGGCAACGCGAAGGUGUUACAAGUUCUGAUCGACAGGUUUCCCAAACUAAAGAUCGACCAAGUCAACAAAUUAGGUCAGUCCGCUCUGAUGAAGUCGGCCAUCCAAGGAAGAGAGAAUUGUGCUAGAAUAUUGUUAAAGGCAGGCAAGUUUUACCUUUGGUUUCUUCACCAUACGUUUACUAAAACAUUGGUUAUUUUCACAAAGCUCUUUAAAUUAUUUGAUUGCAAAUGUGACAAAACUAUUUUAUUAGGUCGUUCACUUAACAAUAAGACCUCUAAAUUAACCAAAAAUUGAAAUUAAAAAUAUUUACUCGAAAAUCAAUAAGUGGCGAUUCGUCGCAAAUAUUUUGAGGUAAUAUAAUUGCGUGACCUGUAGUUAAAUAGGAGUUAAUUUAAGGAGCGGACCCGUACAAGCGGGACUACGGCCGGCAGUUCUGUGCCCUGGAAUGGGCCGAGUACGUGGGACGUACUGAGUGUGCACAGACGAUCGCCCACUUCAUGCUGGAGCCGAAUCAGAAGGCGCCGGACAAGAAGCUCUCGGCCGCCUCCAACAACUUGAAGCAGGUCGCGUGUUUGGUGGCGAUCCCUCUGAUCGGCGGUGAUAUGCCGGUGAUCGCACGUCCUCGAGUCCGAUCUGCACCACCAGUACCAGCCGUCAAGAUCACUCCGUCCGAUGGUAUGUUCUCGGUGAAUCAUCACAAGAAGGCGGCCCGCUCCAUUUCGCGGCCCACUACUUCGCUCGCCUAG